Candidula unifasciata is the source of this 605-nucleotide messenger RNA. Lineage: Eukaryota; Metazoa; Mollusca; Gastropoda; Stylommatophora; Geomitridae. The record is from the annotation of a GenBank genome assembly.
CGUCAAAGCAAGAAAGAACCAAGACAAGAUAUCGUUCAAGAAAAGUGAUGGAGCAACGAGAGGCAAGAGAUCUUUUGAGAAUAAGGUCUGUGUGCUUAACCUGGUUGGAGAUUUCACAUUGUAUAUGGGAGUGUGCAAAGGCAGUUUCGCUUCCUGUGUAGCUUUAAUGUUUGCCUCUGUCAACUUCAUGGACAAUAUUUACACCACAUCAAAGUUUGUAGAUAGUCACCGGACGUACUUGGGUAUUGGCUUUCGCGUUGGAGAGAUUAGCUUAUACAGAGCUUACAGUGAACAGCCAUCGGAUUUUAAUUACACUAAUCUCACACACUUCAAUUACAAUACAAAGUGGACAGCAUCAGACCGACUAGCGUCAUUUGGGAUGUACCUCAGUAUCCUAACCUACAAGAAAAGAUUUUGUGCCCACCACCUAUUCACAAACUACCCACAUCCAGGCCAGAUUCUAGGGAUAGCCUACACUCGCACUCUGUGUUACCCUGGCAUUGACAAGCCUGGUUUUCCGAAGAUAAACGUUGCUAUAUCAUCAGCCACUGACAACAAGGCGGGACCGAUUACAACUCUACAGAUGAACCUGGUGUUCGCCCAUG